This is a messenger RNA of Rhopalosiphum padi (bird cherry-oat aphid), 1047 nucleotides long. Its product is annotated as pseudouridine-5'-phosphatase-like. Gene Ontology annotation, molecular function: phosphatase activity. The record is from RefSeq and is a predicted model, not a curated record. Lineage: Eukaryota; Metazoa; Arthropoda; Insecta; Hemiptera; Aphididae. The transcript has 5 exons. Bases 128 to 871 code for a protein of 247 amino acids.
UAUUAAACAGCUGUUUGUUAACAAAUCUAGUCUUAUCUCUGUAACUGAUUAAUAAAUAAUUUGAUUAUAUAAUAUUUUGCUUUGAACUGAAUACAUUUGUCUAUUUUGUCUUAAACUUCAUACAAAAAUGAGAUUACCCAUAAAAAUUACUCAAAUUGUUAAAAAUGUUAGUCGUUCAUUUACUACCAAGAAAUUACAUCCUGUGUCUCAUGUCAUUUUUGAUAUGGAUGGUGUACUUAUAGACACUGAAAAAAUACAUGAGCAAUCUGUAGCAGCAGUGGCAUCUAAAUUUGGUAAGACCUACAAUCUUGAUUUACGUUAUAGGGUGUUAGGUGCACCAGAAUUAGAUGGAGCCAAGAUGGUAGUGAAUGAAUUAAAUUUGCCAAUAUCAAUUGAAGAAUUCUUAAAUAUGGUUCAUGCAAUUGAAAAUAAAGUUUUACCUAACGUUCCUAUACUACCAGGUGUAGAUCGGCUUGUGCGUCAUCUUAACAAGAACCAAGUACCAUUUGCUAUAGCUACUAGUAGUACUAAAAAAAGUUUUGACUUGAAAACUUCUCAUCAUAAAUCAUUGUUUUCACUUUUUAACCAUAUCGUCACUGGAGGAUCUGACCCAGAGGUAAAAAAUGGAAAACCCGCGCCAGAUAUAUUCCUUACAUGCGCCUCUAGAUUUCCUGAUCAACCACAUCCAAAUAAGUGUUUAGUUUUUGAGGAUUCUCCGAAUGGGAUACGAGGAGCUAAGGAAGCAGGCAUGCAAACAGUUAUGAUACCAGAUAAAUUAUUAUCAAAAGAUUUGUGUACUGAAGCAACUAUAGUAUUAGGCAGUAUAGAAGAUUUUGUUCCCGAAGCAUUUGGAUUGCCAUCAUUUAAUUGACUUCCUUACUACUUGUCUAUUUUUUCCUUUUGAUUUAUUUUUCCUAAAGAAUACAACUUAUUGUUUUUUGUUUAUUAAGUUUAAGCAUACAAAAACUGUUUAUUAUUGUUGACAUGUCGACCUAUAGUGUAGUUUAUUUUAAUGUAUUACCUAUAUUAAAAAGUUAUUGAAUUUAA